AUGAGCUCCACGGAGGCUUCAGAUGAUGAAGUUGGAGGCGAACAAUACAAGUGGGAGAAGCUGCUGAAGCACCGGUUCAACGACGAGAGCGGCGUAUACGAAUACUACACAAAAUGGGAGGGAUAUCCCUCGUCGGAGAAUACAUGGCAAACCGCCGUCUCUUUUAGCUCCGUUGAUGCUGUCAAGGGCUAUUGGGAGCGCAUCGAAGACAAAGUCGAAGAUAGACUCAAGAACUGCCACCCGAACAAGCGGAACCAUUUUAUGGAGCUGCACGCCGAAGUCAAGAAGGCCAUGGAAGUGGAUGUCUGGCCGCGCUGGGAGCUGGAAACGACGCUAGAAAGCCAGGAGGAUGAUGAGGGAUCGACAGAAAAGGAGGACGAGGAUGAAGUGAGGAGGCAAGCCAAGGCCAAGAAGAAAGCCGAAAACGAAGCCGGCGGAAAGUCACGACGAGACGAUGAAGCGGGACCUUCGACCAAGAAACAAGACAAAGAAAAGAAGAAAGCUCGCAAACAACCUGAAGUUGAUGAGGCGGCCGCAAAGAAAAUGAAGGACAGUGCGUUGUGGAAGGAGCGACAAGCGCAAGACGAGGCCUGGCAAGAGGAAAAUAGGAAAAAGCAGGCUCUUGAAGUGUCGAAAGCGCGAGAAGUCUUUAAAAAGGCUGACGGCGAUAAGAAAAAGCUUACGACCCCCGAGAAGCAAAAGAAGGACGGCGAUAAGAAAAAGCUCACAACUCCCGAAAAGCUGGCCGAGCAAGCGAAGAAGCAACAGGAAGCGGAGGAGGAGCAAAAACGGAUCGAGGAAAGACGCAAGCGUAAGAAGGAGAAGAAAAAGGCCAGGAAGGAAGCGCAACGGCAAAAACGGGUGCAAGAACAAGGGCUCAAGAUCAAGAUCAAGCGGUCGACCAUCGAGCCGCAGCUUGAGGCCCAGGAUGUCGAGAUGGAAUCAAUCCCGCCCGCACAAGCCGCCACUCCCGGUCCUUCUGGUGACCAGCCUGAUCCGCCGAGGGAACCCUCGCCGGAUCCGCCGGCAGUCAAGCGCGCACGCCGCAGCCCGUCAGCCACUCCGAUGCUCGAAAUCGUCGAGGCUUCGCCGGAAGAGAUGCCAGACCCGCCGCAGAAGGACGUCGAAGAGCCGCAACAAGCUGCCCAAGAAGAAGCGCCGGUGGAGACGUCCAAGUUCGGGGGCUGGAUUCCUAACAUCAUGGAAUUUCUGGCUUGGGAAAAGGUUGACCCCAACAAGCCGCCACCGAAACCCUACAAACGCAUCGACCCAAAAACGCUGGGCCUCGACCCGGAUCUGCUGUUAGAGGACGAGGAGGAAGACAACAAGCCCUAUAACUGUCGCACCGUCGUCUCGGUCCGCCAUCGUGAUCUGCUGAUUAGUCGACGACUAUGGUCAACUCUCCCCGACCUGCCCGUCCCCGAGCCUGGCGAGACGUUGAUCACAAAGUGGGAUUCUUGCGGCAUCGCGCUGGGCUAUGAGCCGUCAUUCAUCAAGCGCAUCGCGCGCGCUGAGCUCGGCCCGUUCGUUACCGUCGAAUACCGCGAUCGCCAAGACGUGCAGCUGAUCCCCGCCGAGUUCCUGCUCAUGACACGCCCCGAUCUCCACUAUCAAGUCAAGCAGCGCCUCAAGACCCUCCCGGCCACCGUCAACACGCUGGCCACCGAGAUUCAAUGGCGGUUGCCCGGCCUUGAAUUGCUAAAAUUU
Messenger RNA from Mesorhabditis spiculigera, 1707 nucleotides. Lineage: Eukaryota; Metazoa; Nematoda; Chromadorea; Rhabditida; Rhabditidae. The record is from the annotation of a GenBank genome assembly.